GAGCGAGCGGGCGCGCGGAGGCGCCGGAAGCGGAAGUUAGUAAGGGGAGGGGUAGUUGUUGGGAAAGUCUCAGAUUGUUUCCGCGCUUUGCCGCGAAGUUUUGUAGGUUUGUGGGUUUGCAGCGCGGUUACUGGAGCAGGUGAAAGCGGGAGUGCCAGACCUCGCCAACCCUGCUGACCCGGCUCCCAGCACCGAACCCUCGUCCGAGGAGUGUGGUACCCCGGGGCUCUGGAACCCUUUCUGGCCCGGUGCCUUCCCUGGAGUGAGACCCCCCCCCUCGGCUUCUCCGGUGCUCCUUCAGACCCCCGCAAUGGGCAACACGAGCAGCGAGCGCGCCGCGCUGGAACGACAGUGCGGCCAUAAGACGCCCCGGAGGGACAGCUCGGGGGGCGCCAAGGACGGGGACAGGCCCAAGAUCCUGAUGGACAGCCCCGAGGACGCCGACCUCUUCCAUUCCGAGGAAAUUAAGGUCCCAGAAAAGGAGGAAUUCCUGGCCUGGAAGCAUGAUCUGGAAGUGAACGAUAAAGCUCCCACCCAGGCUAGGCCAACUGUAUUUCGAUGGACAGGGGGAGGAAAGGAAGUUUACUUAUCUGGAUCCUUCAACAACUGGAGCAAACUUCCCCUCACAAGAAGCCACAAUAACUUUGUCGCCAUCCUGGACCUGCCUGAAGGAGAGCAUCAGUACAAGUUCUUUGUGGAUGGUCAGUGGACACAUGACCCUUCCGAGCCAAUAGUAACCAGCCAACUUGGUACAGUUAACAACAUCAUCCAAGUGAAGAAAACUGACUUUGAAGUCUUUGAUGCUUUAAUGGUGGAUUCCCAAAAGUGCUCCGAUGUGUCUGAGCUGUCCAGUUCACCACCAGGACCCUACCAUCAGGAGCCCUACAUCUCCAAACCAGAAGAGCGGUUUAAAGCGCCACCCAUUCUCCCGCCACAUCUGCUCCAGGUCAUCCUGAACAAGGACACGGGGAUUUCCUGCGAUCCUGCUUUGCUCCCGGAGCCCAAUCAUGUCAUGUUGAACCAUCUGUAUGCACUUUCUAUCAAGGAUGGAGUGAUGGUGCUGAGUGCAACUCACCGGUACAAGAAAAAGUAUGUCACCACCUUGCUCUACAAGCCCAUAUGAAGAGCUGGGCACUGACAGUGGGCCCCAGGAUCCUUGUGUGUUCUACACUAGCAGGAUUGGAUUGUACACUUCUCAUUUCACAUUCUCUAUAAGACAUUUCAUACCUGCCCUAGGUCCUAAAGAGCCUCAGUCUGUAACAGUCCUCGUAUCACUGGCUAUGAGCCUGGGGGUCAUCAGGGUGGAGGAAGGGAACAGGAGAAUGUGUAGCCCCUGCACUACACUGCGCUGGGACAUCAUCAUUCUAAAUUUAUAUCCUCUAAACUGGUCGUGGAGACUUUUCUUAAACCAAAAACAUAUGCUAGCUAUGUUGCUAGUAAAAAUCAAGGAAGCAGGGGCCAAGGCAAUACAAGUUUCUAAUUGUGUGUACACUUUUAAGGCCAAUCACUUGUCCCUUUUGAGGCCCAGCUGUGGGGUUUCAGUAAAUUAGUGUUGGUCUUAUAUGACCUUUGCAAUCAAAAGCAAUAAAUUAUCUCUCAUUCUCUAUUCCAGGGAGAUGAAAUUUCUAUAGAAAUUAGAACCUACCUAAUUUCCAAAGUUUUGUUCCUUACUCUGUGCACACUGUAAGGCAAUUUUUAAAUCACCACGACUAGAAUAUAGAUCAUGUGAAAAAAUGUGCUUAGCAGUAAUAUGUUCUCAGAGCAGACUGUUUAAACUGCUGCUGGAUUUUUCCAUUAAGUUGGAUGAUCCUGAGGACUGACCAUUAGCUGGAAGGUUCUCCAGCCUUUUUAUUCCAAUCAUAAUGAGGUGACAGUAUUACUAGGCAAACUUCAGAGAAGCCUCACCCCACCCCCCCAUCUUACUUUUCUAUGUCACCUUGCCCAAGACCUCUACUCCUAGUUAGCAAAGAAGGCUGUGGCAUUUGCUGUUCCUCAUUCUGAAAGGAAUUCAGAACUUGACAGCACCCUUCUCCAGUGAUGUCUUUUGGGCCAAAACAGAAAACUGGGUAUCUUUACCUUGGCUCCGUUCCCACGGAGAUUCCUGCUCCUGUUGCCGAGUUAGGAGAUGCAGUGUUAUCCCCUGCCUGCAUGAGUGAGCAGUGAGGUCUCUGGUUUCCACAAUUGAUUUGGUAAUCCUGAAUUUGGGGUACCCUUUGUUUAUUGUUUCAAAAUACUGAAUUACUGUCACCUUGUCAUACAGGUUUCAAUAAAGCUUUGAUUUUAUUUAGUCACC
Messenger RNA from Choloepus didactylus (southern two-toed sloth), 2293 nucleotides. RefSeq names its product protein kinase AMP-activated non-catalytic subunit beta 1 (gene PRKAB1). Gene Ontology annotation, molecular function: protein kinase binding. The transcript has 7 exons. The record is from RefSeq and is a predicted model, not a curated record. The coding region runs from base 311 to 1123 and encodes 270 amino acids. Gene Ontology annotation, cellular component: nucleus; cytoplasm; nucleotide-activated protein kinase complex. NCBI's taxonomy places the organism in Eukaryota, Metazoa, Chordata, Mammalia, Pilosa, Megalonychidae. Gene Ontology annotation, biological process: signal transduction.